CGGCUAGGGAGGGACAAACUGCCCCUGCGAUGUUUGUAGUCUGGUUUCCAGGUUAGUGUUUGUCUUCCUCGGCAGCAUGUCCACCUUCGAGAAGCCUCAGAUCAUCGUGCACAUUCAAAAAGGCCUAAACUACACGGUGUUCGACUGCAAAUGGGUGCCCUGCAGUGCCAAGUUCGUGACGAUGGGCAACUUCGCCCGCGGAACCGGCGUUAUCCAGGUGUACGAGAUCCAGCGCGGGGACCUGAAGCUGCUGCGGGAGAUUGAAAAGGCUAAGCCCAUUAAGUGUGGAACAUUUGGUGCCGCGUCUUUGCAGCAGAGACACUUAGCUACUGGGGAUUUUGAUGGAAAUCUUCAUAUAUGGAAUUUGGAAGCUCCAGAGAUACCAGUGUAUUCUGUGAAGGGCCACAAAGAAAUUAUAAACACUAUAGAUGGUAUAGGUGGACUUGGAAUUGGGGAAGGAGCACCUGAAAUUGUGACCGGCAGCCGGGAUGGAACUGUCAAGGUGUGGGACCCAAGACAAAAGGAUGACCCUGUCGCUAACAUGGAACCCGCACAAGGAGAAAACAAGAGAGACUGUUGGACCGUGGCAUUUGGCAAUGCUUAUAAUCAAGAAGAACGUGUUGUUUGUGCUGGCUAUGACAAUGGGGAUAUCAAGCUGUUUGAUCUCAGAAACAUGUCACUGCGUUGGGAGACAAACAUUAAAAAUGGGGUGUGUAGUUUGGAGUUUGACAGAAAGGACAUAAGUAUGAAUAAGUUAGUAGCUACAUCUCUGGAAGGCAAGUUCCACGUCUUUGACAUGCGAACACAGCAUCCCACCAAAGGCUUUGCUUCUGUUACAGAAAAGGCCCAUAAGUCCACCAUAUGGCAAGUUCGACACCUGCCUCAGAACAGAGAGCUCUUUCUGACAGCGGGAGGCGCCGGCAGUCUUCACCUCUGGAAGUAUGAAUACCCAGCUCAUCGGUCAAAGAAAGAUUCGGAGGGAGUGGACAUGGGAGUCGCAGGUUCCGUCAGCCUCCUCCAGAAUGUGACCUUGUCCACGCAGCCUGUCUCGAGUUUGGACUGGAGUCCUGACAAGAGGGGGCUCUGCAUCUGCAGCUCCUUUGACCAGACAGUGCGCGUGCUGAUUGUUACCAAGCUCCAGAGCAUCUGACCCAGCGCUCUGAACUGGACGUUUCCCAGAGGGUGGCUCACAGAAUUGGAGGUCCGUCCUGCACCCUCCUUCCUCACUGAAGACAUUGGAUCAGAGUGCUGACUGACAGCCGCGAGCACACAGCCAGUCUUCCUCCAGCUUCCCGGGGUGUUUGGUGGCCUGGCUGGCAUGCUGCUGCGCGUGAAGGUGCCACACAACAGGGCCAGCUUUAUUCCUCUCCCCAUAUUUCUACUAAAAAAUGUAGAGCCAGGUGCUCUGGUAUUUGUUCUUCGCCCGAGGUAUAUAACAGGCUGAGGCAGGAGAAUCAGUUUAGUCCCUAAGAUCAAGACUAGCUUGAGCGGCACAGCCAGGGGCGGCUCUGAAGACGACUCAGUGACGAGAGUGCUGGGUGCUCUUGCAGGGCACCCAAGUUUGGGGCUUAGCACUCACGUCAGGUGGCCUACAACACCCUGUAACUCCACACCAGGGCUUCUGAUGCCAUUUUCUAGCUGUAGCAGGCGAUGGUACUCAUAGGCACACACACAGACUUAGGAAUUUUUUAAAAAAUUGUAUUUAAAUUUUUUUUAAAUUAAAAAAGACCAAAGUCAGUAGUUGUUUUUUAACUGUAUCUUAAGUUUGUUUUGUAUCUCAAAAGUUCCAUAUUUUCUCUGUACGUUUGUGCUUCACAUUAGCGUUUCCAUAUUGUAGGAAUCACUUCAUUUGGUCUGUAAAGCACUGGAAACACUGUUUGACCCGGCAGGCUGGAGCCCGUUCAGCAGCGUGACUGGUAAAACACUGCGACUUAGAACCGGCUCUCUGCUCAAGUGCAGCUGUUGAGUCGGGGAGACCUGGUUGGCCUUGACUGUGCUAAAGGAUGAUGAGCUGUUGAAGACUGGACUGCUUUUUUUUUAAGCCUUUAAAAUAUAUUUUUUAAAUAAACCAGUUCUUAAAGUCUGUGGAAGCUUGGAUUCUUUUAGUAGUAGUGAGAGAGCUGGACUGUUUCCCUUGUUUCCCCCUUUCUGAGUUCUCAGUAUGUACCUUUAGCUCACUGUCCUUGCCUCUGGCCCACAUCAUAAGCUGAGCCUCAAGUCCACUGGGUGAAUGAAUCACACUUUCCAUAAGAACAGAGCCACCUACAGCAUUCAUAAUAUACAAAACUCGGAACUUUUUAUUUCCAAAAUGCUUUAUAAGACGGAGCUGUUGGGGGGCUGAGGAGAUGGCUCAGUGGGUAAGUGCUGUGUGAGGAUGAGUGCCUUGUCUCACCCUGGGCCACAGGCACAUGUGUGCACCCAUGAAAUACACAUGGAAUUAUAAAAGGAACAAGGUUGUGGGUAUAAUAUCAAAGUAAAAAUAAAAUUAACUGC
Molecule: messenger RNA, 2493 nt
Organism: Microtus ochrogaster (prairie vole)
Lineage: Eukaryota; Metazoa; Chordata; Mammalia; Rodentia; Cricetidae
Gene: Dnaaf10
Product: dynein axonemal assembly factor 10
Molecular function (GO): protein binding
Source: RefSeq, a predicted model, not a curated record